UCGAGUGCGGGAGUCCCGCAGAAUGUUUAUGAACUGUGCGAGGGGGAGCGAGUAAUUCAGAGCUCCAGUCUGAGUCUGUUGCUCUCUUUCACUCUGCACGGAAACUUUCCAAACUUUGCAUUUCUUUUUUUUUAUUUCUUAUUUUUUAUUCCACUGCUGAGAUGUCGACCACCGGGAACUCCGUGGCCUGUGAGGGGAUGUACUCCCAACUGAUAGAUGAUGAGGGCCACAGGCCAGAUGUGGGACACGGCGCUCGCCCAGUCUCUGGAGUCAGACUGAUCUCCAGGGUGAGCAGCCCCGGUCCAUACCGUCUCGCUACCAUGUGCCUGGCUACACUGUGUGCCGUCUUACUGAUCUCCAUCAUAGCCGUCACUGCACACUAUAAGAACAAACCUCAGGGAGGUGGUGAGGCGACCCCAGAGAUACAGAAGCAGACGCAGGGCGCGGAAGUCACAGCUCUACUCGCCAACAUCAGCAAACUGCAGCAGGAGAAAACCCAGCUGCAGAAAGAGAAGGACGAGCUGCAGACCAAACUGGAUGCCAAAGCGGCCACCAAAGCUCCCAAGGUGAUCCAAUCAACGACGAAGGCGCCACCACCCCCGAUCGUCUGCCCUAACGACUGGCAUCUCUUCAACAACAGCUGUUACUUCAUCUCCAGAAACACGAGGGAUUGGCCGGAGAGCCAGUCGUACUGCCAGAGCCAAGGAGGUUACCUGGCCAUCAUCCACACGGCCGAGGAGCAGACGUUCCUGUGGAAUCUUCUUCCCAGAGGCCACUGGAACGCCUUCUGGUUUGGGAUCACCGACGAGCAGACAGAGGACAAAUGGGUAUGGGUGGAUAAAACCCCACUGGUUGGAGGUUUUUGGGAGGUCGGCGAGCCCAACAACCACAUCAACGAGGACUGCGGCUACAUCGUGAAAACACGAGUGUUGGAGCGAGUGGCAAUCAGGAGCUGGUACGACGCACCCUGUUCCAUGUACUGUCGCUUCAUCUGUGAGAAGGAGAUGGGCCCGGGCGCCAGCACUGCCAUACCACACUAAGACGUCAACACCUCUCUGAUCGUCUGAGGAAAACACGGAAAGGAAGUUAUGACAAACUUUGACCUCACACAUUUUAUUUUAUUUUAUCUGGCACAGUUGAGUCUGAUAUUGAGGUUCAUCUUCUGCACUUAGGAUAGAUCUGAAAUGAAUAGACGGUAUGUUGUGACAAAAGCAUGGGUGUCCAUUCUUGGAUGUCAAUGGGUUGUAGUAUGAAGAAAAUUAACCCUCGAGGCCCCAGAAGAAUUCUCAAAUGUUGCUGCCAUUCACUGAAAACCUUCAGUCAAAUUUUCCCUUUUCAAUUAAAAAAUAGCACCAUCUCAAAAACAGAACUUGUUAAUCACAAGUUCUUCUCAUUUUAAAUGCCACGACUUCCUCUUUUAGCAACAAAUUUAUGUGUGAACGUCACCCCCCGCCCUGCCAACUCUUCCCUCCGUCCGGGCAGCUGUUUUUCUGCACUGAUUAUGUGAUGAUGUUUUAAGCAACCCACCUGAUAACAAACAGUAAUGUGAAAGUAGGUAGUGGUACUGUCUUUGGCAACUUAUAUAAAAAUAUAAAUAGAAUUUACGCGGGAAAGUUGGAGCGACCCGGACGUUCUUCCCUGCCGACUCUUCGGCGAACUCUCCCCCUGAAAACAGCCUCUGUCAAACAGUCCGUCUGUUUACUCGUUCUCAAAGUUUUGAGGUCGUGUCCCAUUUCUGUUUUGUGUUUUAAAGCCACACAUCUCCGCACAACCUCGCAGAAGACUCAAAUGACCAGAUUUUAUGUGAAUGCACCCGAAGCUUCACAAUUAAGAGGGAUGCAUUUUUUGUAUUUUUAGAUUUUCUUGGUGCUUGUAUGUUUUUAUAUGACCAAAAUGUGUUAUGUAGGCUCUUCGUUGUCCUACAGUGUAACCUGUGGCUUAUUCCACAUAAAUAAUAUCACAUUUUUAUAUGAUUCUGUUGUAGAAUUUAUAAAUCAGGGAUUCAAGAUAACUAUUAAAGUUUUCUUUCUUUAGCAAUGAAUUGUGUCUAUGUAUAAUUAUGUGAGUAUGAACUGAUGUAACGUGUUAGUAAGAAUGAUCAGUUUAAUGAUUGUGAUGCACUUUUCGAUGUUUGAUUGAGCAACUUUAUGCAUUAAUGUGUCCUGUGGAUCUUGUAAAUAAAUAACGAAGACAUUUGAUUUCA
Larimichthys crocea (large yellow croaker) is the source of this 2203-nucleotide messenger RNA. Its product is annotated as CD209 antigen-like protein E. The transcript is spliced from 6 exons. The record is from RefSeq and is a predicted model, not a curated record. NCBI's taxonomy places the organism in Eukaryota, Metazoa, Chordata, Actinopteri, Sciaenidae. Bases 162 to 1040 code for a protein of 292 amino acids.